Messenger RNA from Megalobrama amblycephala (Wuchang bream), 2564 nucleotides. RefSeq names its product zinc finger protein 883. The record is from RefSeq and is a predicted model, not a curated record. The transcript has 5 exons. The coding region runs from base 127 to 2148 and encodes 673 amino acids. Lineage: Eukaryota; Metazoa; Chordata; Actinopteri; Cypriniformes; Xenocyprididae.
GCGCAGAGUACAAAAUAACCGCUUUUAAAACUUUUAUUUUGAAGAUGUAGUCCUAGAAACGGAAGUUAACAUGAACACAGCAAACGCGGUACCGUUUGUGUUAUUUAAUUAUAUUGCAAUUAUUAAAUGAGCACAAUGGUGGAGUAUGAAUUAUUUCAUAAACAAACUGUGUCUAUAAUGACACUGUUGUCAGAAACAGCUCGAGACGAAAUUCAGAAAGUUUUUGACUGUGAAUAUCGCCCAUCCCACACUGAAACUGUUAGUGACAGAGAAAGCAGACUGGCAAAGCUCACUGCAGUGAUGGAGACCUUUACCAACGUGGCUGUUCAAAAAAUAUGCAAAGUCUUCAGUUAUUGCUUUACUCUUAAGCCAGCUCAGCUGAAGGGUUAUAAAAGUUACCAUGAUGAUGUAGUAAACGUGAAAGAGGUGGUGAAGGAGGAGCACCUGAAGAAACCUGAAAGAAAAAACAAUCAAACUGUCAGAAAUGUGCCUGAUUCUGAAGCUGUAGCUCCAUCAGUGUCUCCGGAGAGUCCGAAUCUGCUCACUGCAUCAUCUGAAGAAAGUGUACAACCACAGGAUUCUGUCCAGCAGUGUGCAGAGGGGGGUAACGUUUCUGCAUUUUAUCCUGAGUUGUCAAGCGGUGGAAAAGAGAAGCCAGUGCAAGCAUUUUUUAUAGAAGUUGAAUACAGUACCAUUGCCUCUGUUGAAGACCAGCAACCUGAAGUAAACCCACAGGCAGAGCAAAUCAGUACAAAGUCCGAGAAAACCAAGAAGACAAUAUCAUUUGACUGUAAUGAGUGCGGAAAGAAUUUUCUCUGGAGACACUCACUAAAUCAGCACAAAUGUGGACAUUUAAAAGGGCCUCACAGUUGCGAGCAGUGCGGGAAGAAGUUUAAAUUCUUAAAAGGAUUGGAGAAACACCUACUGCGUCACAGUUCAUCCGAGAAGAAAGGACUCUGUAAAACAUGCGGGAAAACUUUUGCCAACGUUAAGAUGCACGAACGUGUCCACCUGGACGUGAAGCCGUUUCUUUGUUCCGUAUGUGGACACGGCUUCACCGUAAAGGGAAGUUUAUUGGCACACCAGAGGAUCCAUACAGGUGAAAAACCAUACAGCUGUGAGACAUGCGGGAAGCACUUUUCACACUCGGGCAACCUCACCAACCAUCUGACUGUUCAUUUAAAUGAGAAACCGUGGAAAUGCAGCCUCUGUGACAAGACUUUCAAAACAGAAAAACAAAUGAAGUUUCACCAGGUUGUGCAUACAGGAGAGAAACCCCAUAUAUGUCAUGUAUGCGGGCAGAAGUUUGGCCACAUUACAAACCUCAGAAGGCAUCUCCUUGUGCACGGUGGUGUGAAACGGCAUGUGUGUGAAAUCUGUUCCAAGCAGUUUUAUCAGAGCAAAUCUCUGAAGAGGCACAUGGCAAUACACGGAGCUCUGAAGUCAUUCAUGUGUGAAAUAUGUGGGAAGAGUUUUGUUUUUAACUAUGCUUUACAGAAACACUUACUCACACAUAGUGAGAAAUCUGGAGCAAAUCUGGAUGGCAAAUCUGGAGAUGGGAAGAACUCCUUCCCAUGUGAUGCAUGCGGAAAACGCUACAGUUCUACCGCUUUGCUCAGAAUGCAUGAGAGACUCCACUCGGAAAAGGAUCCGUACAUGUGUAAAGUCUGUGGCAAAAGCUACAGCAGCAUGUAUUCGCUGAAGGAACAUGAGAAACUUCAUUCAGGAGUGACGCCGUUCAAGUGUAACGUGUGUGAUAAGACUUUUACUCAAAGAGUUGGUUUGAAAACGCACGAGGUUGUUCAUACCAAAGAAAAACCCUUCAAAUGUUCUGUUUGUGGGAGCAAAUUUGGACUUCCUAACAGUCUUAAACUGCAUAUGCGCAUUCACUCCGGUGAAAAGCCACACAAGUGCGAAACAUGCGGAAUGUGCUUUCGCUUAUCUGGAAACUUAAGCCGACACAAGCGGGUGCACACUGGCGAGAGACCGUUUAGCUGUGAGGUCUGUGGGAAAAGCUUUGUACAACUUAGCCAUGUGAAGGCACACAUGCAAAUCCACACUGGUGUGAAACCCUACACGUGCCAGAAAUGCGGGAAGAAAUAUGCGUACCGUAGAAAUUACAAUGAUCACAAAUGUGUACCUUUGUGAAAAAGAUGUUGCUUUAAUGGAAUUCUUUUUUGAGCUGAAUUUUAGUGACAUUUUCUUUGUUAUAUUUACAAUUACUUUCAGUCAAAUGUUUGGAAAUAUCUUUAAGGUUCUGUUAAAGACAGAAAUAUGUACAAUAUCACAGUGUAUUUGUUUUACAUUUAAUUUCCUUCAUAGAAGAAAUUCUGGAUAAGUAUUAGUCAAAUUUUCAUUCGUUCCAUAGAGAAACAUUAAUGAUUGGUUCUGAAAUCAAAUCGUUUUUAAGCCAAUUAAUAAUAUGCCAAAUCAAUAGUUCUACUGUGUACUUUAUGGCCAAGAAUAAACAGUUGUAUACAUAUAGUUGAAUGCUCUAAUGGUAGAAUUGUCAUUACGUUUGACUUUUCCUAUGCAAACUGAUAAAUUAAAGGUGCUAAAUAGGA